Rubroshorea leprosula is the source of this 590-nucleotide messenger RNA. NCBI's taxonomy places the organism in Eukaryota, Viridiplantae, Streptophyta, Magnoliopsida, Malvales, Dipterocarpaceae. The record is from the annotation of a GenBank genome assembly.
CGGUUCCCAUGAAAUAAGCCUGGGGGCACACUGUCUUGACACCAUAUUUCCGGCAAAAUGGCAGCCACCACCGUGCGAAACUCCAAGCCUCUCUCAUACCUUUCAAGGUCAACGGAGAUCCCCCGUCAUCGGAGAGAUACACAUGAAGCUUUUCCGGUGGAUAAUCCAACGCCAUAGAGGACAACACGGUGUUCAUAACCCCCAAAGUGGGUUCCUUAUCAGGAUCCGCCGUGCAAAUAAACACAUCAAUUGUCGGAAACUCAUCGUCACCGGGCAGUCUCUCAGGAAAUACCUUUCUGGAGACGGGACGCCAGCGGUAGGAUAGGUUGAGGAGCCAACUGAAAAUGAGAAGAAGUUCGGAGGCAAAAAGGAGGAGCCAUGGAAUGACGGGGGGUCUGGUUUUGGUUUCAAGGAAAAGAAAAGAGGUUCUGUAGUAGAUCAAGAAAGCUAUGGCUGUGGAGUGGAGGAGGGCAUGAGACCUGUUGAAGAGUAGGUUGAAAUUGUGGACAUGGCAAGUAUGGAGAGGAACGGAGUUUUCCAUGGCUAAUUUCUUACUUCGCUUGUUACUGAAAUGAACUAGGCCUUUCUUG